UGUGUCUCUGUGUGUGAGAGAGCGAGCGAGCGUGUAUGUUCUCAUUAGGGGACGAUCUAUGAUUUGACAGCCUCACUGCUGCUGCUCCUGCUGCUGCUUCUGCUUCUGCCGCGGCUGUAUGGUUUGUCAUUAGUUGGAAAGGGCUGUGAGGGUUUGGAGAAACUGCAGUUUUAAAGACUGAGCACUGCUAAGUGGUCUCCCUCUCAAAUAGAGUAGACAAGAUUUUCUGCAAGAUUAGAAACUUGGAACUAUUACCACUUCAUCUACCCAGAAAAUCAGGCAGCGCUACAGAGGAUAAGGGGGAUGGAACUGCUGCAAUAAAGGUGGGCGCUGGAAAGAAGAUGUUUUGAGAAGUCAGUGUUUCCGAGAAACUUUAAGCUUCUAAAGAUGGAAAACGAGACAGUCAGUGAACUGAACCAAACACAGCUUCAGCCACGAGCAGUGGUGGCCUUAGAAUACCAGGUGGUCACCAUCUUACUUGUACUCAUUAUUUGUGGCCUGGGCAUUGUAGGCAACAUCAUGGUAGUCCUGGUUGUCAUGAGAACCAAGCACAUGAGGACCCCCACAAACUGCUACCUGGUGAGCCUGGCAGUAGCUGAUCUCAUGGUCUUGGUGGCCGCAGGCCUCCCCAACAUAACAGACAGUAUCUACGGUUCCUGGGUCUAUGGCUAUGUUGGAUGCCUCUGCAUUACUUACCUCCAGUAUUUGGGAAUUAAUGCAUCCUCUUGUUCAAUAACAGCCUUUACCAUUGAGAGGUACAUAGCAAUCUGUCACCCCAUCAAAGCCCAGUUUCUCUGCACAUUUUCCAGAGCCAAAAAGAUUAUCAUCUUUGUCUGGGCUUUCACAUCUCUUUACUGUAUGCUCUGGUUCUUCUUGCUGGAUCUCAAUAUUAGCACCUACAAAGAUGCUAUUGUGAUAUCCUGUGGCUACAAGAUCUCCAGGAAUUACUACUCACCUAUUUACCUAAUGGACUUUGGUGUCUUUUAUGUUGUGCCAAUGAUCCUGGCUACCGUCCUCUAUGGAUUCAUAGCUAGAAUCCUUUUCUUAAAUCCCAUUCCUUCAGAUCCUAAAGAAAACUCUAAGACAUGGAAAAAUGAUUCAACCCAUCAGAACACAAAUCUGAAUGUAAAUACCUCUAAUAGAUGUUUCAACAGCACAGUAUCUUCAAGGAAGCAGGUCACCAAGAUGCUGGCAGUGGUUGUAAUUCUGUUUGCCCUUUUAUGGAUGCCCUACAGGACUCUAGUGGUUGUCAACUCAUUUCUCUCCAGUCCUUUCCAAGAAAAUUGGUUUUUGCUCUUUUGCAGAAUUUGCAUUUAUCUCAACAGUGCCAUCAACCCGGUGAUUUACAAUCUCAUGUCCCAGAAAUUCCGUGCAGCCUUCAGAAAGCUCUGCAACUGCAAGCAGAAGCCAACAGAGAAACCUGCUAACUACAGUGUGGCCCUAAAUUACAGCGUCAUCAAGGAGUCAGACCAUUUCAGCACAGAGCUUGAUGAUAUCACUGUCACUGACACUUACCUGUCUGCCACAAAAGUGUCUUUUGAUGACACCUGCUUGGCUUCUGAGGUAUCCUUUAGCCAAAGUUGAUUCAUGAAUUAGAAGAAAAUGGAUGACAAAGAAAAUGAGAAUCUGUGCAGUCAUCAACAAAAGGGAGAACAUGGCCAAUAGUCAUAUGUGAAGACAGAGCAGAUCAGUCUUUGUCAAUGCUCUAACAAAUUCUGGCCCUAGAUACUUUAACCCAUGAGGAUGAUUCAGACUUUCCUUCUUACAAACUAAUAUCACUAAAAAUGGAGCAGAUCUGUGAAAUAGCUAAAUGAUGGAAACUUAAAGUUUAGCCCUUUUCAUUUAACUUAAGAAAUUCACUAUAUUUUCUGGACUUAUAGAGUUUCAAUAAAAUCUAGACAUCAAUUUACAUUAUUCAUAGUAACCUUAUCAAAUGUCACUUUUCAACUUCCCUAAUUUAUUUAUACAUUCGAUAAUUUGACAACAUGCAGAUUUUUAAAUGUUUGCAUUUAGUAUUCAUUUUAACAUAGUACAGGGCUAGUUCAUGAAUAUCUGAAAUUAAAGGGAAAAAUAUUACAGAAACAUUUUAUUUAUUGAGUAAAAAUAAGAUUUUAGACAUACAUGUUAACUGUAUUUUAAAAGUUGCCAUAAUGUUUAUAAAAUUCUGAGAUGAUUUUUAUAUCUUAGAAGGUAGAUAAUCAUCACUCAACUUUAAUGUAAAAUAAACCUCAAAAUAUCUGAAAUUAUUAAUUAAGGAGAAAUGUAGAUUUUAAGAUAAAUCCAACUCUUAUCAACUCUUCCAGCCUCCCACAUGAUGGGUGGAAAAAGGCAAAAGCCCAGAUUAAGUAACUGUGAAGAUACAAACUAACAUACAAUUAAAUUUGAAAAGUAUAGUCAAGACAAAGCAAGUAUUUAUAAUUAGAUUUUGCUUCUUCUCUGACGCUUUUAAGCAAUAAAAUCUUUUUGAACAUUCUUGUUUAUAAACUACUCAGCCAUGUCAAGCAAAUCAUUCAAGCAAAAUCUAGCUGAAAAGUCUGAAACAUUCUUAAAAGCUUUGUUGUUAUUCUAAGUCAGCCAAAAUCCUGGUAUCCCUCUUCCAGAUAAAGAGCUCCCACUGAGAAUUGUAGUCUAUGGAUUUUACCUUGACUGCAAUUGUCUUUCCUUCCUAUCUGCUUGUUGUUUGUAGGUUCUUUUUUUGUUUUUCUCAAAUGCUAGUGAUAUUUUGUUUACAGAUUCUAAAAGCAAUGCAAAAUUCUGUUGGCUUUAUUUUCAGCAGAGUUAAAACUGAUUUCAUCAUAUUAUCAGUAUGUCAUCUUUAUAUUUAUGACUGACAUCUGCUAUUCCAGUGUUUAUUGGAGACUUGUGAAUGAAUCUGUCCAGGACACUUGUCAGUUCCUACCUGAAUCUCUUACCUAUUGAGAUUUGGCCAACCAGAAUCUCCGAGGGCAAAAAUUGCCCUUGGUGAUGGUUCAGUAGUCAUUGAUUUUUAAUGAGUAGAUCAAAAAAGUACCCAUACCUUUACAUGCCCGUAGGCUGUCAUUUUCCCUCUCCAGCCUAUAUCCCUAUUUUAUGGACUUUUCUAGAACCUAAUCGCUAAUGAUAAUUAUGCCUCCCCAUCUUCUUAAUGAAGAAUAUACCAUUCUUCUGAAACUUGUUUUUACGUGCUGUUUCAUGGAGACUAUGCUAUCCAGAACCUCAUUCUAGAGUGCGCUUUUUUUUUUUUGAAAAUUGGCCUUAUCUACUCCAGCAAGACAUUUUUAUCCUGUUACUAUAACAGUAAAUGAAUGCAAGCAAAUAUUUGCAGGAAAUACCCUAAAACCCUACCUGCAUGACAGUAAGCAAUCUAUGUUAACUGACUUUUCAUUCUGGUAUAAAUAUUAAUCUUGGCAUCAUAUAAAUAGAGCACCAGAGUGACCCAACCCCAAAUCACACAAGCACAUGUGUGUUUAUAAACACAUACCCACAUGUUCAUAAAUUGGUGAAAAAGGGGAUUGGAAUAUACGAGAUUUUUUCAUUACAGAAAGGACCUAAUAUCAUUGAGCAUCGACUAUGUCUCAGGUAUGCUGGUAGGUAGUCAAUCAACAUUAUCUUCAUCACAAUUUCACUACAGCUGUAAUUUCUCUGAUGAUUAGACCAGUAUUCCUGUGACCUAAUUCCUAAUUAAUAAAAAGUUAUGGAUUUUGCAGAAUGAUUA
Homo sapiens (human) is the source of this 3694-nucleotide messenger RNA. It is a transcript of the gene TRHR, whose product is annotated as thyrotropin releasing hormone receptor. Gene Ontology annotation, molecular function: thyrotropin-releasing hormone receptor activity; G protein-coupled receptor activity. The transcript is spliced from 3 exons. The record is from RefSeq and is marked validated. Bases 388 to 1584 code for a protein of 398 amino acids. Gene Ontology annotation, cellular component: plasma membrane; membrane. NCBI's taxonomy places the organism in Eukaryota, Metazoa, Chordata, Mammalia, Primates, Hominidae. Gene Ontology annotation, biological process: G protein-coupled receptor signaling pathway.